AUGAGCGCACCCAGCCAGCCCGCGAUCUCCUUGCCCGGGUUCCUCUUCAAGCCCCCCCAGAGGAUAGUGGACUUGGGCUGCGGCCCUGGCAACUCAACUGCCGUCUUGGAAUCGCGAUACCCUAAAGCCGAACUUGUGGGCAUGGACUCUUCCCCGGACAUGAUCCGCAAGGCGCAAUCAACUCUUCCACAUCUUGACUUCACCGUCGAAGACCUGGAAUCUUAUUCUCCAAAUUCCCGCGUCAUCAAGCGCUUGAUGGAGACCCAGCCCUCAGGGGGCGUGUUUGCUUUCCAGGUUCCAGAUAAUCUGGACCAACCUUCUCAUGUCUCGAUGAGGGAGACUGCUAAAAACGGACCUUGGGCAGCAAAAUUGGAAACCAUUGGUCGUGAUUCCUUCCAAUCACCGCGAGAGAUCUAUGAUGCCCUGAAGCCGAUCUCGUCGCGCGUGGAUGUCUUCCAUACGAGCUAUUACCAUGCUCUGGAGAACCACGAGGCUAUUGUCGAAUGGGUCAAGGGAACAGGGUUACGACCCUAUUUGGAUCCUUUGGAUCCUCAAGAGAAGGAAGCUUUCUUGGAGGACUACUUGAGACGCCUUAAGGAUGCAUAUCCCGCUUGUGUAGACGGCCGCGUGCUGCUUCCCUAUCCAAGACUUUUCGUUGUUGCUGUCAAAAACUAG
This is a messenger RNA of Penicillium chermesinum, 675 nucleotides long. RefSeq names its product Trans-aconitate 2-methyltransferase. NCBI's taxonomy places the organism in Eukaryota, Fungi, Ascomycota, Eurotiomycetes, Eurotiales, Aspergillaceae. Bases 1 to 675 code for a protein of 224 amino acids. The record is from RefSeq and is a predicted model, not a curated record. The transcript has 2 exons. Gene Ontology annotation, molecular function: trans-aconitate 2-methyltransferase activity.